AUGACAUCUGAGAAGAAGUACGAUGCCAAAAAAGCAGCUUGUUGGGGUGCUCUGGAUUGGCUAAUCGGAAAAGAUCGUUCGACUCCACUGGUGGAUCUUCUUAUGAGAGUAAAUAGUGACAUGAAUGAGAACCUCAGUCGCUCCUUUUUUAAAGCUCUUCAGUCUAAUGGCAAUUACCUCCGAAUUCAGGCUGUGGUUGGUAUAACCGAAUCGGAAAUGGACAUGCACGAGGGCAACACUGGCAUCCAUGAGCGGGUCUUACUUAUAUCACUGGGGACUGGUAUGACAUCUGAGAAGAAGUACGAUGCCAAAAAAGCAGCUUGUUGGGGUGCUCUGGAUUGGCUGAUCGGAAAAGAUCGUUCGGCUCCACUGGUGGAUCUUCUUAUGAGAGUAAAUAGUGACAUGAAUGAGUACCUCAGUGGUUCCUUUUUUAAAGCUCUUCAGCCUAAUAGCAAUUACCUCCGAAUUCAGGACGAUACACUAAGUGGAACAUUGGCUUCUGUGGAUAUUGCCACAGAAGAAAACUUGAAUGAUCUUGUAAAAGUUGGAGAGGCAUUGUUGAAGAAACCCGUUUCGAGAUUGAAUUUUGGUACCGGUAAACUCGAGCCUGUUCAUCCUGAGGUUACAAAUGAAGAGGCUCUCGCGAGGAUGGCGAAAAUUCUCUCUAAGGAGAGGGCUCGGAGGCAGAGGGUGGUCGUUCACGAAAAUGCUGCUCUGCUCUCACAUAAGUCCUUAUUCUUGAGAUUGAACUACUGCAUCUGUAAAGAAGAACGAACCUAUGAUGUAGAUGGUUGGCUUGCUGCAUGGAAGGCGAGUGGCUUCAUGUCAUGGGACGCAUGUAACUUAAAAACUCUCCAGGCAGCUCUUCCAAAAGACCUUGAACAACAGAAAUUAAUAUGCCCACCUGUUACAUUAAUCGCACAGCUAUACGCCUUCAAAUAA
Molecule: messenger RNA, 942 nt
Organism: Prunus armeniaca (apricot)
Lineage: Eukaryota; Viridiplantae; Streptophyta; Magnoliopsida; Rosales; Rosaceae
Source: the annotation of a GenBank genome assembly